Molecule: messenger RNA, 1050 nt
Organism: Alternaria metachromatica
Lineage: Eukaryota; Fungi; Ascomycota; Dothideomycetes; Pleosporales; Pleosporaceae
Exons: 2
Coding region: 1-1050 (349 amino acids)
Source: RefSeq, a predicted model, not a curated record
AUGACCAGCGGAACCCCAUCCUCCGCUUUCGAGCACGACCCACUCGUCGACUCUACUACACACUUCCGCCUACUACACAUUCUGCGCGGUGAUUUUGGCCAGCAUGUUGAAUGCGAAAUCUCCUCAUGGCCGAUCGACGAUGCGCCGUCCUACUACGCGAUUUCGUAUACCUGGGGCGACCCAGCUGACACUACCGAAAUUACCGUCAACGGCAAGCCGCUGGCUGUACGUCGGAACUGCGAAUACGUUCUUCAGCAAGCUUUUGCGACAAAGGCCAGUCGAUAUUACUGGGUCGACGCUAUUUGUAUUGCGCAGACGAGUAUACAGGAGAGGAAUCACCAAGUCGGCAUUAUGGGCAAGAUCUAUUCGGGGGCGAAGCACGUUUUCGCUUGUGUUGGGCCACAUGCAGACGAUAACCUCUGCCAAAUCACUUCGGAACUAGCAUCGUUACGCGACGCCAUUGCGUUACGUUCGAGCGAGGCUCCUGAAACGGUCCUUCGACUACAAGACAAUCCUGAUUCUGAGAAUACCAAAGUCCGGACGAGCUGGAUGGGCAUACGAAUUAUCGAAGGCAAUCGAAUCUCCGAGCAUGCCGAUGGCCGAAGGCAGAGUAACCUAAACUCAUGCUAUGUAGAGCAUGUGCAGAACGGACACUUUGUGUUAACACGGAUGGGCUCACAAAUUACCAUCCGUGCACAUGUCGAAACGAAAGCGGGUGAUUGGUGUCUGGUAGAGGAUUUGUCUCCUCUUCGGAAUGGUGGCUACGGGUUGAUCCUCAGGGAAUUGGACGAUCACAAAUACGUAGUAGUCGGAUCAGCAUUGAUAUAUUAUAAGGACGACAGAUCUAGAAUUAUUGAAGAGGAGCAGAGUCGCUUAUCACGUUUCAAGGGGUGGUCGGAUCCGGAGGACCUGAUGGUCCUGGCAUGGAUGCUGGAUGAAGUCGAGGGCAAGAAACAUGUUUCCGACGAAGACAUCGAGAAGUUCGUCAACAUGCGCAUCUGUGGCUGGAAGAACUCUUCAUAUUUCGAAAAGGUUGUGAAAGACGUUUGA